CAGAAGACAGUAACUUGUAAUAUUAAAUCCAGUUGUUAUUUUUAAGACAUGGAUUACUCCUCUUUCACCAAUACUUCCUAUCAAAUUUAUCAGCUGCCUUCAUGGAACAGAUCCCAUGAUAUUGCUGUUAUCUCUACACUGCUUGUUUCACUCCCUUUACCACUUGUUUUAAUGCUGCUCGUCUUUGUACCCCUUGUGGUUGUCAAACUAAAAGGCAGUAUUACCACUAGAAGCCAACCACCGCUCCCUCCGGGACCAAUUCCAUGGCCCAUCAUUGGGAACCCUCCUGAAAUCUGGCAAAACAAACCAGUCUUCAGGUGGAUUCUCGGCCUCAUGAAACAGCUCGGUACCGAUAUCGCUUGUAUCCGCCUCGGGCACGUUCACGUCAUCGCCGUUACUUCCCCCGAAAUCGCUAGAGAAUUCUUGAAGAAACAUGAUUCGGUUUUCGCUUCCAGGCCGAAAACGAUGGCGGCCGAGUAUGCUACUCGAGGUUUCUUGUCGACAGCUUUGGUGCCAUGGGGUGAUCAAUGGAAGAAAAUGAGAAAAGUGAUGGCUUCCAACGUUAUAAACCCAGCAAGGCUUAGCUGGUUACUCCAUAAAAGAACCCAAGAAGCUGAUAACCUUGUUAGGUUCAUUUACAACCAAUGCAUCAACCAUGAAAACUUGCAUGGCGGUGUUAUAAACCUGAGAUUAGCAGUGAGGCAAUAUACGGGGAACGCGAUAAGGAGGAUGAUGUUCAACACAAGAUACUUUGGGAAAGGCAGAGAAGAUGGAGGCCCUGGAUAUGAAGAAGAGCAACACGUUGAAUCACUGUUUACAGUUCUCAUGCACCUCAACAGUUUCAUCCUUUCAGAUUAUGUGCCUUGGCUGAGGCCAUUAGACUUGGAGGGCCAUGAAAAGAUUGUAAGUAAGGCUAUGAGAAUUGUGAAUGGCUACCAUGAUCCCCUCGUUGAUGAGAGAAUAAAAGAGUGGGGACAGGGAAAGAGGAAGGAACCUCAAGACCUGCUUGAUGCUUUCAUUUUAGCAAAGGAUUUAAAUGGGAAGCCUACACUUUCGGCUGAAGAGAUCAAAGCCCAAAUCACGGAAUUAAUGCUUGCAGCAGUAGAUAAUCCAGCAAAUGCAGCAGAAUGGGCAAUGGCUGAGAUGCUGAACAACCCUGAAAUUCUCCGAAAAGCAACUGACGAAAUCGACAGUGUUGUCGGAAAGAGUAGACUGGUUGAAGAGACUGACAUUCCAAAACUCAACUACAUUAAAUGCUGUGCAAGGGAAGCCUUUCGACUUCACACCAUUGCACCUUUCAACGUUCCCCAUGUCUCCAACGCCGACACCACUGUCGCCGGCUACUUCAUCCCUAAAGGCAGUUGUGUCUUGAUCAGCCGCCGAGGCUUGGACCCGAAAGUUUGGGAGGAGCCGUUGGAGUUCAAGCCCGAGAGACAUUUGAAAGACGAGUGGGGCAGUGGCGGAGUUGAACUAACAGAGAAUGAACUGAGGUUCAUUUCGUUUGGGACCGGAAGGCGAGGGUGCAUAGGGGUGGGACUUGGGUCCGCAGUGACGAUAAUGCUGUUUGCGAGGCUAAUUCAAGGUUUUACGUGGGAGGUGCCGCCCAAUGGAACCAAAAUUGACCUCUCUGAAUCCAAAGAUGAUACGUUGUUGGCCAAACCAUUGCAUGCACUUGCUAAACCUCGCUUGUCUCCUGCCUUGUAUACUCAGCUUUAGAAAGGAUUACAAGUUUUUAGGCUGCAUUUCUAUAUUUCUUCAUUCCAGCUAUUUUGUAUUUUUGCCAUUGUAGUGUGAUUGAUGUGAGAAAUUUAGAGAUUGAAAUGAAAA
Molecule: messenger RNA, 1827 nt
Organism: Gossypium arboreum
Lineage: Eukaryota; Viridiplantae; Streptophyta; Magnoliopsida; Malvales; Malvaceae
Product: phenylalanine N-monooxygenase-like
Exons: 2
Coding region: 49-1716 (555 amino acids)
Molecular function (GO): heme binding; oxidoreductase activity, acting on paired donors, with incorporation or reduction of molecular oxygen; monooxygenase activity
Source: RefSeq, a predicted model, not a curated record